Messenger RNA from Anopheles maculipalpis, 1620 nucleotides. RefSeq names its product lactosylceramide 1,3-N-acetyl-beta-D-glucosaminyltransferase B. The coding region runs from base 99 to 1556 and encodes 485 amino acids. Lineage: Eukaryota; Metazoa; Arthropoda; Insecta; Diptera; Culicidae. Gene Ontology annotation, cellular component: membrane. Gene Ontology annotation, molecular function: hexosyltransferase activity. The transcript is spliced from 2 exons. The record is from RefSeq and is a predicted model, not a curated record.
UUGAUCGAGAGAAUGGACGAGUAAAUCGGAGCUUUUGCUCACAUGUUAGGUAUGUAAAAACAUGCGUCCACUCACAAGGAUUCGCUGAUCACACGAUCAUGUUCGAGCGCCGGCCGAUUCUGGGCGUGCUGGGUUGUCUGACGCUCGUCCUCACGAUAUGGCAGAUCUCGCCACGCGAUGUGACCGUCUACCGGGAAGCCACCUCCCCAUAUCUGCCAUCCGGUCAGCUCUCCCUCACGGCACCUGCGUCGAUAUCAUCGGCGAAACAAAUCGACCAACAAAAGCUACCGUACGAUAGCGCUGAAAGCAAUGCCAUCGACGGUCGAAGAGCUGCCAUCGAUGCGGGCUUUGCCAGUGGUGGCACUAGUGGGACAUAUCUGGUGAAUCAAACAUCACCCGGGUGGUUAGUGGCGGCGGCAGCCGCUGCUCUAGCUGCAUCACCGACGGGCAGCCGCACAGUUACCCCGAGCAGAUACAGAUGGAACGGCAACGAGCGUGUGCGAGGCCGGGAGGAAGGACGAGAGGCGGAGUCAGUCUCUCAUAAAGCUCUCACCAGUAGCAGUAGUAGCAGCAGUAGUACCAUUAGCAGUAGUAGUACACAGUCGACAGCAUCGUUAACAGUAGCUAGCUCGUGGGGAGAUUCGUUGCCAAAUGAUGACUACACUAGUCUGAUCGAUCUGAAGGACUUUAAGUUCAUUAUCAACUAUGAUUACUGCGGGUCGGGGACGGAUGUAAGUCGGAGAAGACGUAGCCUUAAGCGUGCAAAUGCCUUACGGGGCACGCGGUCCCCUGCGACCUCGACGCCACCGCUAGUGUUAAUCCUAAUCCACUCGGCGCCCACCAAUCUCGCCAAGCGCAACACGAUACGGACAACGUGGGGCAAACAGGACGAACGGGUACGGCUCAUCUUUCUGAUGGGUGCCGUUAGUUCGAAUGCAAGCCAGCGGGCCAUCGAGAACGAAUCGCGCCUGUACGAUGACAUUGUGCAGGGGAACUUUGUGGAUGCUUACCGCAACAUGACCUACAAGCAUGUGAUGGCGUUGAAGUGGUUCGUCUAUCACUGUCCGCGUGCUCACUACGUGCUCAAGACGGAUGACGACGUGUUUAUCAACACACCGGUGCUGUAUAACGCACUGGAGCGGGUGGUGCCGCAGCGAAACUUGCUACUGUGCCAGCUUAAAACGAACCAGAAUGUUAAGCGUACGCACCGAUCGAAAUGGUUCGUGAGUUGGCGCGAGUUCCCCUCACGGUACUAUCCACCGCACUGUCCAGGCUACUCGAUCCUUUACUCACCGGACGUGGCCUGGCAGCUGUACCGUGAGGCACAGCGUCAGCCAUUCUUCUGGAUCGACGACGUUCACAUCACGGGUACGGUGGCGCAGCAAGUGAACGUUACCAUCACGCCAAUGGAUGGACUGUAUCUGGAUAGUGAGGCCAAGAGUGAUCUGCUCGAAAACCGAGUAGACGCUAGCCGCGCGGUGUUCUUUUUUACCAACCCAAAUCUUUCCACGGACGAAAUUCAACGGCUCUGGGAGACGGUACGGUCUGGUCGAUAGCAUGCACCGGUAUCGGUGAGCAGCGCGUGUUGCAUGAUGCUUGUGAUAAGGAGCUUGAGAAGAG